CCCUUAUUUUGCUGUCAGCUUACAACAAAAACCAAAAAAGAAAAGAAAAGAGAGAAGCUUUGAGAAAGAAAGAAACACACACAGUGUAUCAGUCUCUGUACUUUCACAAGCUUCCAAGCUCUCUUAUCACUCACUGAUUUUGGUUCUCGAGAUUUGAGUUAUACGACUAGACGCAAAAAAAGUGAAGAUUUUUGAGAUUCACUCUCUAUCUCGAUGGAUUACGAACGAAUCGGAAAGACCCAGGUUACUACUACUAGCGGCGGUGGAUUUUCUCCGGGGAAGUUAAGAAGUAUGCUUCUUCUUGGUGUUGAUAGAAAGAAGAAUGAAGAAGAAUCUACUCCUACAAUGAGAUCUGGGUCUAAUCAAAUUGAUGACCCUAGGGUUUAUGUUGCUAGUGGAUUAGAUGAUUGCAAAGAUGUUGAUGUUGUGAGUGAAAUUACUGAUUGUUCUACUUCUGGGAUUGCUCGAUCGAUUAGUUUGGGUCUUCAAGAGUAUCCGAGUCUUGAUUAUGAUAAUGUGAAUGAGAUUAAGAGUGUUUCUGCUUCAUCUGUCUUUGAGUUUCAAAAGACUGAGAAGGAAAAGGCUAAUCAAAGAAUGCCUAUUAGAUCAUUCUCUAAACCAGCUCCAUCUAAAUGGGAUGAUGCUCAGAAAUGGAUAGCUAGUCCAACGGCUAACCGACCGAAGACUGGGCAGGUUCAGGUUCCGGGGUCGAAGAAAGGGCCAAGCUUUGGUCGCCAGUCAUCUAUGAAGAUUGUUGAAGUUGCUGAUCAAAGAGCAGGUGUAUUCGCGGUUGAAGAGUCUGAUACAAAGCGGAUAGAUGUAAGCCAAGUGAAAAAGGAUAUGGGAAACAAGUUUGUUAGCUGGGAAGUCGAUUCAUACACAACCGCGGAUUCAUAUGUCAAACCGGUUCUUAUGGUUGAGAACUCUAUUGUAGAAUCAGCAACUGAAGUUAAUCUCAGCCGACAUGACUCAUCAGUCGCAACUGCGUUUGCCCAACCGCCUUCAACAGCAAGAUCUGUAUCGAUGAGAGACAUGGGAACCGAAAUGACUCCUAUAGCGAGCCAAGAACCUUCUAGAAACGGGACACCAAUCAGGGCAACAACGCCAAUCCGAAGUCCUAUAUCUUCUGAACCUUCAAGUCCAGGGAGACAAGCUUCAGCUUCUCCUAUGACUAACAAGGAGCUGUCAGAGAAAGAGCUUCAAAUGAAAACUAGGAGAGAGAUAAUGGUGUUGGGUACUCAACUUGGUAAAUUAAACAUUGCUGCUUGGGCUAGCAAAGAGGAUGAAGAUAAAGACGCUUCCACAUCACUAAAGACCAAAGCUUCUCUACAAACUUCUAAAAGUGUUUCUGAAUCUCGUGCUACCGCGUGGGAGGAAGCGGAAAAAGCUAAGCACAUGGCUAGGUUCAGACGCGAAGAGAUGAAGAUUCAAGCAUGGGAGAAUCAUCAGAAGGCGAAAUCUGAAGCCGAGAUGAAGAAAACCGAGGUGGAAGUUGAGAGGAUUAAGGGACGAGCGCAAGACCGGUUGAUGAAGAAACUAGCUGCGAUCGAGCGCAAGGCAGAGAAGAAGCGAGCAGCGGCUGAAGCAAAGAAGGAUCGUCAAGCAGCUAAAACAGAGAAACAAGCUGAACAAAUCCGAAGAACAGGCAAAGUACCUUCAUUGUUGUCCUCUUGCUUUAGCUUUUGUUCUUAAUAAUAACAUAAAAUCCAAUCCUAUUGUGGUGUUGUUAAGUCUCAAGAACCCAUCUUUUUAUCAUUUGUAUAAUAAAAGCUUUGAAAAACUACUUUCUUGUGAUC
This is a messenger RNA of Arabidopsis lyrata subsp. lyrata, 1796 nucleotides long. RefSeq lists its product as uncharacterized. The transcript is spliced from 7 exons. NCBI's taxonomy places the organism in Eukaryota, Viridiplantae, Streptophyta, Magnoliopsida, Brassicales, Brassicaceae. The record is from RefSeq and is a predicted model, not a curated record. Bases 214 to 1692 code for a protein of 492 amino acids.